CUUGAAUAGGCGUAUUUUUUAAACAUGUGUGUAGACUUAAUUUAUCUUUGCAGCAAUAAUAUUGUAAAUUUCACAAAUCGGCCAAAUCGAAAUAAUUGAUGAUCAUCAUACUUUUGGUGAAACCAGUCGAUUGUUAGCCUUUUCGUAAAAAUUAUUUAUUUAAUACAGCAUGCACAUUACCCAAGUGCAGAUAUCAUCUAUGGAAGAAAAUAUAAAAUGACGAGAACAGUCAUCCUUUUCAGACUAUGGCGUAAUGGUGAUGUACAUGAUUAAGCGCAAUUCGGCUGUUUAAAAAUUUAUCAAGUAAAAAGACCACAACUUUUUUUUGUUGUUGUAUUACUUCUUUAACUAAAAGAGUUUUUAAUGACAAUAGAAUACCCCAUUGCAGUUUCCAUACUCGCCUCCUACUUCGUACUAAUUGCUGGGCUCACUUGGCGAGUAGCACCCGAUAUAAAGCAUAGCAUUAAAAACCAUUCGCUAGGUGUCAUUAUUUUUUUAUGUCUCGCUGUUGUUUCCUUCAUUGCCACAUGGACGUACAUGUUUAAGUUUUUCUUACACAGUUACAUGGAGUGGAAGGCAUUAGCUAACUACAAAUACGACAAUGUCAGUUUCUCGCUUUUAAAUUCCAUUUCUUAUUGGUUACAUGACGUGUCACUUUUCGAUAGUGCUUGGAGACAGGUAUGUGUUGGUGCCUGGCAAUGGUUAUGGAGCCAUCAAUUAUGCAGUUUGACUGUUGCUGUUUGGACACCUAUUUUAGCGAUUGAAGGGUCAAGACGCCGUAUUCCCUAUGUUUGGGCUUACAUGAUUUUAGGCCAAGUGGUCGCGAUUUCAGUUGCUUCUUCCUUAUUCUUUGCAGUCAUGCUGGUUUACCCAUCAGGUUUCCACCAGAACGUAUCUAAGAAAUUACUUUGGACCUUAGGAGCAUCUACUGUAGGUGGUAUCAUUACAGUGAUAAUUUCACCAUACGUUGCAUCAACAAGUGGAUUCAUGCCAAAUCUUUUGGUGAUGCAUAUUCUAUUAAUAUUCCCUUUGGCCUCCAAGAAAUUUAUUUACAUGCCACAAUUCGGUUCAAUUUCAACACCUUUAAUCAUCAUUACACUCUAUACAUUCGCAGCUGGAGCCAACCUUUCCAUCUAUAUCAACCAAUGGUUAACUUGUUUGGCAACACUCGAGGUUAAAUCCGGUAGCUUUAUCUGUGAUGUAUAUACUGCCUUAAUUGGAACUUUCUUUGGACAUCCCGCUCAAACCAGUAUCAGUUACGAUAUCGUGUGUAUGCAAGUCAUCUCAGUAGCAUGGAUGCUAAUUAGUAGCAAGAUCCGUGACAAAGAAAUUCCCUCAUGGGUUUUAGGCUUGGUGCUUUUGACACCUGUACUUUCUGCAUCUGUUACUUUGCCUCUCUUCUUUGCAGGUUGCGAAUAUAGAAAUGUUCUCAAAAAUGAUUAA
Messenger RNA from Mucor mucedo, 1443 nucleotides. RefSeq lists its product as uncharacterized. The record is from RefSeq and is a predicted model, not a curated record. The coding region runs from base 364 to 1443 and encodes 359 amino acids. The transcript has 2 exons. NCBI's taxonomy places the organism in Eukaryota, Fungi, Mucoromycota, Mucoromycetes, Mucorales, Mucoraceae.